This is a messenger RNA of Aspergillus niger, 2220 nucleotides long. RefSeq lists its product as uncharacterized. Gene Ontology annotation, molecular function: zinc ion binding; DNA binding; DNA-binding transcription factor activity, RNA polymerase II-specific. The record is from RefSeq and is a predicted model, not a curated record. Gene Ontology annotation, cellular component: nucleus. Gene Ontology annotation, biological process: regulation of DNA-templated transcription; DNA-templated transcription. The coding region runs from base 1 to 2220 and encodes 739 amino acids. The transcript has 4 exons. Lineage: Eukaryota; Fungi; Ascomycota; Eurotiomycetes; Eurotiales; Aspergillaceae.
AUGGAGCAAGACGACCAAUCUCCGCAAGUCGACGGGACCCCGACGUCAAGAGCCAAAGCCCGUUCAGAUCAUCUAAUGAAACGCGUGUCACGAGCAUGUCUACAUUGUAGACAGCGCAAGUCGAAAUGCGACCUGGAUAGCAGUGGCAGCCCAGGAGUCCCGCCAUGUCAGCGGUGUAUCAGGGAUAACCGUGAAUGUGUCCUAGGCAGUUCCAAUCGAGGGGGGCGGCGAAUUCGCAAGAAUAAAAUAAAAAAUUUCACCCCGGACAGCAAUUCUUCUGUGCGAAGGGAUUCCGUCAUUGAGGCACCAAGUCCGUCCAAUUCAGAGACUCGUCAAACGGCGUCUAGCUCUUACCCUGGGCCUGUUGUCUUUCUACCACCUGAUCCGCCGACCGCAACUUCAAUAUCUGUUGACGAUGAAGACGAAGCUUCUAUCGGCGAUGUUCCCCGCAAUCCUUCUGAUGCCUGGCAGUGUCUAACGGGCAUUGCAAAGAGAGGUACAGAAGACCCGAGCUCCGAAACGGGCGUCGAACCCCUGCGCACAGGACCCGGUGGAUUCUCAUCAUACACGACGCUUCAAGACAGUUCAGUUACUGGGUUCCAGUCGAAUAGUGGCAUCAAAGCGUACAGGCUAGUGCAAUCACGGUCACUAGAUCCGGGAACGGUAUGGCAGCUAGUGAUUCGCUACGCUGAACACUUUCAUCCGUACCUUCCUUUGGUGCCACGAAAAUAUUUUGAUCGCAGCGCACUAGAUGCAUUUGCUAAUAACGAGAAGCAUCUGCUUACUGCCGUCCUUACAAUUGCUUCGAAGGAUCUAGCCGAACGGCCGGAGAUCCACGAGUACUGUUCUAAAUACAUGCAUGAGCUGAUAUCUGGAAUUGCUGCUGGAGCUGAUUGCGAUGUUGAGGCCGUGGAGGCUCUCCUUAUUCUGGCUGAAUGGGAACCCCAAGGCCUCCGACCGCGCAUCGAACGUGUGGGCCGUGGGGAAGAGGAUCGAGCUGCCUGGAUGCAUGUAGGGCUCGCCUUGCGAUCUGGUUGGUUCCUUGGCCUAGACAGGACAUCAUUUAGAGGCGAUUCUUCUGGGGACGCGGAGACUGAAGCUCGUAGGCGUCUAGCAUGGACGAGCUGCUACGUAUCGGACCGAUUGAUAUCUGUCCGUAUUGGACGCGCUUUCUGGUCUCGCGGACCGGGCCCAAUGACUGGCCUUGUCAGCCAAGACUUUCCGUCCUUGCAACCAGCUAGAGACGGUGACGAGGAUUAUGCGAAAAUAUUCCAGGCUACUCUGGAUCUUACACAGCUUUACGGAAAUGUUCACGAUGUGCUCUAUUCUGGCAUGCGUACGAGCAACCAAAUGAUGCUCAUGGGCGACUAUGUCAAGUACGUGGAUGAUUUUCGCCUUGCAAUCUUACGAUGGAAGUCCAUCUGGGGAUCCUUGUCCUGCUCACCGCCAAUGAAAGCCACGUUACAGCUGUCCUACGAAUACCUGAGGCUAUACACGAACGCCUUCGCCUUUCAGGCAGCAAUAUCUCAAUCGCUUGUGUCCAAGGUCAGGAAUGAUGACAAGGCUCAAAGAGAUCAUCUGCGAGCAACGUUCAACAAUGUAGCCUCGAUGCAGGAUGCUCGAUUCAUCUAUGAAUCGGUUGAUGCCGCAAAAACAUACCUGACCAUCCUCGUGGAUGUGGUUCACCCGGAGAAGCAUCUUCAUUUUAUGCCGUUGAGGUAUUACUUAUACGGGAUUUAUGCCGCCGUAUUCCUGUACAAGGCACGUUCAUUUGGUGUAAUGUCUCAUUUGGAGGAGCUGAAGGUGCGGGACCUCGUAACGCGGACCACCGAGGUGCUGAGGAGAGCAAGCGCUGGAUCUGAUGAUAUAGGAUCGCGUUACUCCCGACUCCUAGAGCUCCUCUGGAAACAGAAGCCGAUGGCAGCAACUUCACCAGCCGGUACACAUCAUAGUGGAGAUGUCUUGAUGCAGAGCAACAGCGCAUUAUCGCACCAUUUAUCCGAUCAAAGUAGCUACGUGCACUUCAGCCCCGCAAAUGAUUUUUCGUGGCUGGAUCUUGAAGCCGUUGGAGAUUAUGUCUCUGGAGAUCAAAUCUCAGGAGCCAACACACUUGCAUUGGAUACUUUCCAGAACCAGGACAUCUUCCAGGCGGGACAGGACCGAUCCCAGACAUGGCAGGUUCCAUGGUCUGGCGACAUGAGCAGUAGCCUGCUCUUCUGA